Molecule: messenger RNA, 774 nt
Organism: Mollisia scopiformis
Lineage: Eukaryota; Fungi; Ascomycota; Leotiomycetes; Helotiales; Mollisiaceae
Exons: 3
Coding region: 1-774 (257 amino acids)
Source: RefSeq, a predicted model, not a curated record
AUGAAAUCCCACCCUCUCAAUCUUGCCGCCUGCUUCGCUGUGAUGUUCCCUUUCAUCACCACAGUAUCUUCCCUCAACUUCUCAUCAAGCACUAGCUCAGGAAAUGCCUCAACCCCAACCUUCAGCAACUCAACCUCCUUCUCCAACACAACAACACCAUCUCUCGCCUGCCCAGACAACACCGACGUCUCCUCAGAUCUAUACCACCCAUUCCUCCUCUACGCCAUCUCAGAGAACAACAUCUCAUCCGUCACCCUCCUCAACAGCGAUCCCCUAGGCUCACUAUUCCACAUCUCAGGCUCGAAAGACUCCCUCGUCGACAACCAAGGAGUCUUCACCCUCCACAACGGCGACUUACAAGGUGGAUUGGACAACCAACCUCACAACGCGGGAAAUUGUACGAUUCUCAGCGCCGGCUUCGGAGAUUUCGUCGUUGACUUCCCGAGUUGUGCUGUCAAUGGAUCGGGUGCUAUAACGAAUGGGACGGGCGUAGGGAUUAUUGGUACGAAAUGGAUAGCCAGACCAGCUUGUGUCAAUCAGCAGACUGCCGUUAUCUUGCUGCCUGAUCUGGGUCCAAACACCACGACGAAUGAUACUUAUUUCCAUGCCAUUCCGUCAGCGCCGCCUUUGUUGUUCCAUACUGAGCAAGACUCGGUGGACUUUUAUCCUGUUGCGUAUUUGGUCGUGGUGGAAGCUGCUAUUGAAGAUUUGAAUCAACCUUUCGCGCUUUCUGCGCGCGAGGAUUUCGAGGAGUUUGGGUUUCCUGAUGAUUAG